This is a messenger RNA of Penicillium bovifimosum, 186 nucleotides long. RefSeq lists its product as uncharacterized. The transcript has a single exon. The record is from RefSeq and is a predicted model, not a curated record. Lineage: Eukaryota; Fungi; Ascomycota; Eurotiomycetes; Eurotiales; Aspergillaceae. The coding region runs from base 1 to 186 and encodes 61 amino acids.
AUGUCGAUCGUCGACCUCAAUGUGGAAGUUGAUAUCGACUCAGACGAAGAGCGGGUCCUCCUCAGGACUGCUCAGGACCGCUCUAUUUCCCAGCACCCGGUUAGUUGGGAGUUCGAAACAAGCUAUCUGGAGCUUAAAGUCCUCCCCGGGAACUUGGGGGCCGCCCCAUCGUCAGUCCACCACUAA